AGUUUUUCUAUUUUUAGUAGAGAUGGGGUCUCGCUCUUGCUCAGGCUGGUCUCAAACUCCUGAGCUCAAGCGAUCCUCCUGCCGUGGCGUCCCAGAGUGUUAGGACUGAUUAUAGGUGUGAGCCUGACCAGGCAGGGUUGUCCGACAGCAGUAUUUCAGGGGCACCGAGAGAGGAAUGGGGGGAUUACUUUUCAUAAACUCUGCCACCUCCCCCCAAAGACCAGUAGGAUCAGAAGCCGGCGACACCCAGCUCUGCCCACCCCCCAGGGAACUUGGGUAGUGACGACUCCGGAUGGAGCAGACAUUCCUCCACCUGUCAGAGCACAGCUUAGAGCGGUAGUCAUGACAGCGCGCGACUCCCUGGUACCCUGCCGUGUCCCCACCCUUCGUCCCCUGCCGGCUGUGAAAGAAGAACGUGAAUUUCUUCUGCAAGAACAAAGUGGUUCACGGCAAAUCUGAGUGUUUUCAUUAAAGCAUGGAAGACAGAAAAUGAAAGACUUUAGCUAGUGCUUUAAUUUCAUCUGAAAUGCUACAGCACAUUCUGAAGGUGGAAACUCAGCUUCCUGCCAUGGGCUCUGAUCGCUAGUUUGGAAACAUGGGAGCUGAGGGGUGUGCCCCAUCUUCUCCAGGUGGGCUACACACUUGACAUUCACCUGCAGCUUGGAGUGGUGAGCCUCCCACCAUACUCUGCAAUACUGGUUUUGACAUUUGCAUACUGCUGAAUGUCCAGUUGGGGAAAUUGAAGGCCUUUCAUUCAGAAGAAACACAUCAAGAAGAAGACCCCGUGGCUCACGUGCUGAGCAGCUCUGGAUGGCCUUGGAAGUCUUGCCCGCCCCUCCGAGUAGGAUGUCCCUGCGAUCCCUGAAAUGCAGCCUCCUGCUGCUGUCGCUGCUGAGUUUCCUCGUCAUGUGGUACCUCAGCCUUCCCCAGUACAACGUGAUAGAACGUGUCAACUGGAUGUACUUCUUCGAGUAUGAGCCGAUUUACAGACAAGACUUCCGCUUCACACUCCGGGAGCAUUCCAACUGCUCUCAUCAAAACCCGUUCCUGGUCAUCCUGGUGACCUCCCACCCAUCAGAUGUGAAAGCCAGACAGGCCAUCAGAGUGACUUGGGGUGAAAAGAAGUCUUGGUGGGGAUACGAGGUUCUUACGUUUUUCUUACUAGGCCAGCAGGCCGAAAGGGAAGACAAAAUGCUAGCAUUGUCCUUAGAAGACGAGCACCUUCUCUAUGGUGACAUAAUCCGGCAAGAUUUUCUAGACACGUACAAUAACCUGACCUUGAAAACCAUCAUGGCAUUCAGGUGGGUAACUGAGUUUUGCCCCAAUGCCAAGUACGUCAUGAAGACAGACACUGAUGUUUUCAUCAAUACCGGCAAUUUAGUGAAGUAUCUUUUGAACCUAAACCACUCAGAGAAGUUUUUCACAGGUUAUCCUCUAAUUGAUAAUUACUCCUAUAGAGGAUUUUACCAAAAAAACUAUAUUUCAUACCAGGAGUAUCCUUUCAAGGUGUUUCCUCCCUACUGCAGUGGGUUGGGUUAUGUCAUGUCUAGAGAUUUGGUGCCAAGGAUCUAUGAAAUGAUGGGUCACAUAAAACCCAUCAAGUUUGAGGAUGUUUAUGUCGGGAUCUGUUUGAAUUUACUAAAAGUGGACAUUCAUAUUCCAGAGGACACUAACCUUUUCUUUUUAUAUAGAAUCCAUUUGGACGUCUGUCAGCUCAGACGUGUGAUUGCGGCCCAUGGCUUUUCGUCCAAGGAGAUAAUCACUUUCUGGCAGGUUAUGCUAAGGAACACCACAUGUCAUUAUUAAUGUCACAUUCCACCAAAAGCUAGGGAAGGGCAGGACACUUGGUGGAAAGUGUGGAAGUUGGGACUAUGGGAAAUUCGUGGGAAGGUCAGGGUACCGGCCUACCCUGGGCUCAAACCCACGAAGAACCCAGAGGCUGGAGGGUUCAGCUUCACUUGUGAUCUUUUUUGACAAAAAUCAAGUCAGACCCUUUUAAAGAUGAUAGAGGAAUUAAAUAUCUCAAAAUAAAAGUGGACGUUUUUGUUAAUGAAAUGAAUCGGAGCAAAUAAUUUCAACAUGUUUUUCUCUAGGCUAGAAUUUCUUAAAAGGGUUUCUCCAAAUUAUAAAGCUCAUUAGUUCAUAACAGUAAAGCAACGUAGAGUUUUAUUUAUGGAGCAAUCUAAUCACUUAAAGGAUUCACAUAGAUCUUUCGUGGAUACCUAAUUUUAAAAUGUAGUUCUGUGUCAAAACUUAAUUGAAGUUACACUGGACAAAAUUUCGUUUUUUGGUCACGUGGAACGUACUUGAAGAUGUUGCAGUAUUUUAGAGUUAAUUAUUUAACAUUACUUUGAAUUUUCUGACUGUGUAACUAUUUUGAUGGUUUCAAUAUUGUACAAAUAGAAUAGUGAAUAGUGGUUUACGUUGGACGUUUUCCUUGUUACUCUGCUGAUCGGUUUGUUGCUGAUAGUCCCAUGAAUGUAAAGCGAUAGGUUGUUUCUCCGUACCAGUAAUCUCUUGACUUUGUUCAAUAUUUUACUGUGGUAAUGUAGAGAAGAAUUACAGCAAAAAAAAUCUGAAUUAGUGUCUUGUUUUUCUAAAGUAUAGUCCCCAGUGUUUUUAGAUGCCACUUCAUCUGUCUCAUUUUUCCACUUGGAAAUUAGGGAUAAUUUAGAAUGCCAAGCAGUAGAUUUCCUUUUGCAAAAGGACCCUGAAGGAGAGAGAGAGAACCUAAUGGUCAGAAUGUUAUGGAAAGAGCGUCAGAUUCCAGUAGUUGGGUUGUAAAGAGGAGACUGAAAAUCCAAGUUUAUUAUCAGUCUGCCCUGUGUGAUUUUGUGAAUAAAGAGAAAAAAAAAAAAAAGGAAAAAAGAACUGCUGCUAGUUUCUCAUUAAGAUGCAAGCCCCAAUGUGCUGUCUGAAGUCAAAUCUGAUGUAAACGUCCUGCUUUCGUAGCAGUUCGUUUCUCAGUAGAAGUGGAGAUGGAGCUUUGCUGGACCUGCUGGAAGCAGGUCACAGAGGCUCCCCUUUCCCUGGGCCUCCUGGGAUUAUGCGGUUUCCUCGGAGAGUUGAUACAGGCAAGUGACUCCUUUUCUCUGAAUUACAUGACGGUAGAAGAUCAGAUCUCUUGUCAGGAAAUACAAACUUGAAGCCUGUGGUCAGCUCUUGUAAUACUCAGAUAUUUAUAAUUCUCCUAUGUGAAAAACCGAACUUCAGUUAAAAGCAUAAUGCAUGGAGCAGACACGCUGACUCUCACCUGUGAUCCUAGCACUCUGGGAGGCUGAGGCAGGAGGAUCACUUGAGCUCAGGAGUUUGGGGUUGCCGGGAGCUAGGCUGAGGCCACGGCAUUCUAUCCCAGGUGACAGAGUAAGACUCUGUCUGAAAACAAAAACCCUCCCUAUAAUGUAUGGUCUCUAAGAAGGCUAUUUAUGUUUCCUGGGCUCAGCUCUGACCCAGUUAUAAUAAACUCAAUUAAAUAAAAUACUCUGUGGAACCAAUAUAUGCCCUUUCUAAGAACCAUCCAUAUGGAAUCACUUUCUUUAAGACAGACAGUAGUGAUUAUUUUUGUGCUAUGAUUAGAUUUGAUGGGUUCUGCAGAAGAUUAUACUCAUGUGCUGUGUGACAACAUUUUGGUCAUUAAUGGACUGCCCAGAUCACAGCGGUCCCAAAAUAUUCUAAUGGAGCUGAAAAAUUCCUACUGCCUGGUGGUGUCAGAGCUCUGGGAAUGAUGCUGGUGAACACACCUGUGCUGCUGUCACACAUCACUCUAUAUAGUACAUAAUACUUGAUAAUCAAUGACUGUGUUACUGGCUUAUGUGGUUCCUGCACUUAUUAUUGUUAUUUUGGUGUGUACUCGUACUUAUUAAAAAAAAAAAGUUAACU
This is a messenger RNA of Nycticebus coucang (slow loris), 3879 nucleotides long. It is a transcript of the gene B3GALNT1, whose product is annotated as beta-1,3-N-acetylgalactosaminyltransferase 1 (globoside blood group). Gene Ontology annotation, cellular component: membrane. The transcript has 5 exons. The record is from RefSeq and is a predicted model, not a curated record. NCBI's taxonomy places the organism in Eukaryota, Metazoa, Chordata, Mammalia, Primates, Lorisidae. Bases 811 to 1806 code for a protein of 331 amino acids. Gene Ontology annotation, molecular function: N-acetyl-beta-D-glucosaminide beta-(1,3)-galactosyltransferase activity.